[Torrubiella] hemipterigena is the source of this 4783-nucleotide messenger RNA. The record is from the annotation of a GenBank genome assembly. NCBI's taxonomy places the organism in Eukaryota, Fungi, Ascomycota, Sordariomycetes, Hypocreales, Clavicipitaceae.
ACCCAACCCACAAACUUGGCAUAUCCGGAAUCACCUGCUGGUCGCCAGUGGGCUAAAACCAGUGCCAUCACCAUAUAACUGAUCGCAGGAGACAAUAUUUUACAAUGGAUGCCGCUCACAUAUUUCGACAAGGUCUCGGCACUGUGCCUCCCCGCCAGAUUCAAACCUUUGACCCAUACCAAGGUCAAGGCUACGAAGCCGACGAUUUUCUAGAUGGCGACAGUUCCGGCCAGAGAGUAGCACACACAUUGACGGCCUGCUGUAGGUGUCGCCAGCGAAAGACGCGCUGUGAUCCCUCACUACCCCGCUGUCGCCCAUGCGAGAAGGCUGGUGCCAUCUGCGAAUAUCUCGACGCUGCGAAGGGGCGCAAAGUUAAUCGCUACUACGUUAUUAAAUUGCAAGACAAAGUCCGAGCUCUUGAAGCGGAGCUUGACCAGUACACCGAUGAGGCUACCGACUACCCCAGCACCAACGAAGACAUUGUCCGCCCCGGAGGCAUGAUUCGCCUCAGCGUCAGCGACGAAACGCCCCGGUAUUUGGGCCCUAGCAGUGGUAUAGCCAUGACGCGUCUGCUUAUGGAAGAAGCCAAGCGCUAUACAGAGACCAACAGUAUCUCCGAAUUGAUUCCAGAAGUGCGAGCCAGGCGCCAAGCCCGUAUGCAGUCUAUACAAAUGACGGGUACCCCUAGCGGUCAUAAGAAGAGCUAUCCGAUGAUCAGCGAACACCCCGCAGAAAGCUUACCGACUCGCGCUAUGGCGACGAAGCUUAUCGAAGUUUUUUGGAAGAAAUGUCAAAUUAUGUGGCCCGCUCUACAUGAAAAAAUGCUACAUCAAACCGUUGAAGAUGUAUACAAUGGCGAUGCUGAUCACGUCAAAAACUUCAUCGUCCGCAUGGUGUUUGCCAUCAGUCUGCAAAAGCUAGAUACGCAAUACGCUGGAUUGGCUGAUAGUUAUUAUCAAGCGGCCAUGAAAAAGUUUCAAGACGUGCUUCGGCCUAAAGACCUCAAAACCCUACAGUGUCUAGUUUUAGUCGGACAGUAUUCUCUUAUAACCCCAGCAAGCACCCCAAUCUACUAUGUCAUCGGUCUCGCCACAAGAAUUUGCCAACAAGAGGGCUUGACAGACGAGAAAACAAUUGCGACAGGUUACGGCUUGAACGCCGAAAUCAUUGAUCUUAGAAGACGCUUGGUGUGGAUUAUUGCAACGAUGGAGUUUGGACUGUCCUAUUAUAUGGGGCGUCCAACUGGAUUUGCCAAGGGCGAUGACCGCAUGGAUGUCCGUUUCUUUGCCACUGUCGGCGAUGAUCUCAUUAGCCCAGAUGGUAUCAAGGAAGGCCCACCAUGUAUUCCAAAGGUUAUGGCAAUCCAUUUCUACAAGAUGCGCCUCUAUCAAGCCGAGAUUCGUCGUGCUCUUUACGAAAAGAAACGCGCUGAACCUACGAAUGAUGCUCAUCAGUGGUUUCAGAAUAUGGAGGCAAAGUUGAAAGACUGGCAAGACAGUACACCUGACAAUUUCCCCUGGGCAGUUACCUGUAGGUUCUCUGGAUUUUAUGAAGAACUGAGAGCUUUCAUGUACCGUCCCUCACCGCAAAUCCCCCUACCCUCACCUCGUGCCGCUGGUAUUUGCUACGAUAGCUGUGCAUACAUUAUUAACCUAACUAAGAAAGAGAUGGAAGUUGAGGCAAUCGACAUAACUUGGGUGUUUCUGGUUAACCUCUGCACAACGCUCAACACACUACUUUGGUCUACGUCAUAUGACGAUGUUCGCGAGAAACAUGCCAAAGAAGAGGUGGAAGAGCUUAUCAAUGUCGCUGUAGACUGCCUUGACCAGUGCUCGGAGCGCUGGCCUGGAACAUCAUCUGCAUCGCAACUCUAUGGCAUCUUUACCAAGGCAUGCCUUCAAAGCUAUGAAAGUAAAGGCAACCGCGAGAUGCAAAACAUCUUUUCUUUUGCGAGCCCCUCAUCAGCUGGAGACCAACACGGUUCGCCUCAAACAUUUGUGUCUGGCGAUGGCACCAACCCAUUGCCGUACCUAAACCCCCCCAACUUUGCCUACGUCUUUGACUCGCCCCCUGAAUCUAUGGCAACAUAUACCUUUGACCCCAACUUUCCGCCUCCUCAACCCUCUUUUCGUUCGAAUUCCAUUUUCUGCAACCCAACUACCGAUAGUAACGGCCGCCGCUUCUCCUACUUCCCACCCGACUUUUCGCAGCCGCCUGAUGCCUUCCCAGACGACAUGUCGCGUAACUUUGGCAAACUUGAAUCGGAUCUUGUAUCUGUGUCUGAACAGAUGAGUAGCCACAUCCCCACGCCGCCAGAGUCUAUGGGCGGUGGGAAUAUGACUGGCACGACGCCGAGCACAACCUUUUCUCCUCCAGCUAUGGCUACGACUCUCGCCGAGGCGUCAGUCUCGAUCCCCAUGCUUCCUCAGGCGCGCAAUACACCACCUAUGAAGCAUAUGGUUGCCAAGGCUGAUCCAGCCCAGAGAGACCCAACGUUUAGCAUCGCACCCCAAGUCAGCGCAGCCACUCAGCAGCGCCCGCUACCCACUACGGCACCUAUGAGCGGCGAAUGGUUCUCUCCUCUUCCCCCGUUUAUGUCUCCGUAUAACUUGGGUGGCGCAGCGCCGCUGUUUGGCGCCGACACUAUGUCCUCUGGCCCCAACUUUGGCGAGGUCCCUCGCAGCGGCAUGAGCUUUGGUAGCCCCACCGACUUCAAUGCGCCGUUUGGCUUCCCACAGGCGCGCCAGGGCAGUUUAUCGCAGUCACAGCAGCUAGAACUCAUGAAUGUACUGGAGACGGAAGGCAUGGGCGAGAUUGACGCAUACCUGAAUGCAGGAAACGGUAUGCCUGGCGACGGUCGAUGGUACUAGCCGGCCAUUUUGGCAUUUUCUUUUUGUCUUAUCGACUUCGGUAGGGACAGUGCCCUCUUGUUUGGUAUACGGAGUACAUGUAUGUAUGGGUUUGGGAGAAUAAUACCCUUGUGGCGUUUUGAGAUUUAGCAUGGGCUUUGUUUUCUUGUCGAAACUAGUCAAAUGAAAGAAUACAAUGAAUAUUGGUACAUAUAUAAUAGCCCAUCGACUGGGUGUAUGCUCUAUCAAGGAGUAUACCACUUUUUAAGACUCCUUUCCAGAUGUGUCAACUUCUCUACCAUCGCUGCUCGUCUUUUUUGCCCUCUUCUUUCUUUUCGCUGUCCCACUAACCAUUGGAACCUCACGUAUCCAGCGUGAGACCCAAUAUGCUCUAUCCAUACCAGAUGAAGGAUUACUGCGUUCGUCGCCGGACCAGCGUCGCAAAAGUUUUGUAGAAACUCCUCCAGAGGCGCGACCUGCGCUAGAUGUUGGAGGCUCCGGUACGGCUCCUCCCAACUCUUGUGUUAUGGGCCGCCCAUUUCGGUGUAGGUGUUGAGAUACAUCUCUACCUACAGAAAACAUACAGAGCGCAUCCCAUGAUUGAUCAAGUUGGAUCCAGUUAUCGGUGAGAUUCAGGAUUUCGAUCCAUGUUCCGAGCGCGGCGGGCUUGAUGCUUUGGAAGAUAGGAUAUCCGUUAUCCAAGCGUACAAGACGGGCUACCAUAAGGGCAUGCCGAGAUAUUUCCUUUGCCGAUGUCUGCGCUAGAGCAUGUGCAAUCAGGAAACAAUGCAAGGAUUCGAUAAGAAGAGGAUGGAACGUUAGCAUCUCUGUCAAGGGGUUAGAGUCUAGAGGAGGCAGGUCCCCUGGUGCAACAGCCUCAAAGAGUUUGGAAACGGGGUAUAUGGUCGGAGGAAUCGGAGGUGUUGCAGGCUCAGAUCCCCGGUAACGUGUGUUGUUUAUAAUGGCGUCCGCGCGGAGGGCCAUUUGCGAGCUGUAUUGAGGUGGCCAUUGAGGCGAGUAGUCUAGGAAUGAAAACAAUGAUAGAAAAUCACGGAUUGCCCGCUUUGCAUAUGUCUUGACUAGCUUGCGUGGCUCCUCAAAUCGUGACUCAUGGUCUGCUAUGUCAUUGUUGUUCGAAUCAGAAUGUUUUGGUAGGCUACCGACAAGGUUUUGGCAGGCGAGGUUUAGGUUGUAUGAAGCACGGUGAAAGUAUAGUUGGCCUUCUAAGCUGCUGGGCUGCUCUUCUUCCCGUAUGGGUCUGUCACCAAAUAGUUUGGGGUUCUGCGGAAGGUCUGUAGCUUUUGACGCUCCUGUAUGCUGCGAGGAUUGGAAUCUACACAUGGCGAGGGCGUCGGUGAUGUCCUGAAUAGCACCUGAAAGGUCCAUUUUGAAAGCUCGGACUACCGCUCGAGUACGAAGCAGGGCAGGCUCUCGAGGUGAUUCUGCUAUAAUAUCGGUAAGAGAUUCAAUAGUAGUUGAGUCGACCAAGUUCCGCGACGGUAUUUUUUCAUGGAAGAAGUGGACAUAUCUGGCGUCAAGAUCACUUGGUUCUCUCUUCAACACAUCUUUGGCAACAUCCUCCAAUAUUGAAGACGACUGCAUUAUGCUGACACUACUGGCAAUUUCGUCAAUUUUGUAAGCGCGGCUGAGUUUCUGCGUUGCUUGUUGCCUCAUUUUGAGUAUCCUGGCUUUGCUGAGCUUUUCACCAAAGCCAGUAGAGCUUGCUGUGGGAGAUGGACCGAACCCACUGGCCGCUUUGAUGGCCAACUCAGUUGCAUCAUCGAUCAAUUUUCUGAUUUUGAUAACGUCAAACAGCAGUGCCGGCUCGACGUGGCGGGGUAGCGGACUGUUGAAAUUGAGACUGCCCAACAAAUCCAGUUGUCUUGUAGUUAUAGAGAGCCAUGCCCCAUUGUAGGCAGAGAUGUAUUUCCAGU